Molecule: messenger RNA, 2337 nt
Organism: Rhagoletis pomonella (apple maggot)
Lineage: Eukaryota; Metazoa; Arthropoda; Insecta; Diptera; Tephritidae
Product: probable nuclear hormone receptor HR3
Biological process (GO): regulation of transcription by RNA polymerase II
Cellular component (GO): nucleus
Molecular function (GO): RNA polymerase II cis-regulatory region sequence-specific DNA binding; nuclear receptor activity; zinc ion binding
Source: RefSeq, a predicted model, not a curated record
AAUACGAAAUUCGAAAGCAAAACCAAUAAAACAACAUAAAAUUUCACACAAACACAUACAAGCAUACAUACAUACAUACGUACAGGCGUCACUUACUUUGUCUGUGUGUGCGCAUAAGUCAGCUGGUUAGCAAACAAAACAACAAAAAAAACAAAAACAGUAAAGCUUUUCUCACAUAACCACAUAACUGCAACUACAACAACAAACAACAAUAACGAGCAGCAGCCAAGUAGCAAACCUAUAAAAGUUACAGUUUCGUAAUAAUAAUAAUAAAACAUAUAUAAAACAACAACAACAACAACAACAAAUAAACACUGCCAACAAAUACGUACACAGCCACACUAGCGAGCAUAAACAAACAUCAAUAAAUAUCUUUAAAAAAAAAAAAAGUGCAACCAUUAACAACAACAACAACAACCACCAAAACAACAACUAUAAUGUAUACGCAACGUAUGUUUGACAUGUGGAGCAGUGUUACAUGCAAGCUGGAAGCACACGCGAACAAUUUAGGGCAAAGCAACGUACAAUCGCCGGGACACAACAACUCUAGUGGAUCAAUAAAAGCUAUGGCUACUCAAGCAAUGAAGUGAGCUAUGGCAGUCCCUACGGCUAUUCGACAUCGGUGACACCGCAACAGACGAUGGCCUACGAUAUAUCAGCGGAUUACGUCGACAGCACCACGUACGAGCCGCGUGGCACGAUAAUGGAUCCGGACUACGUCAGUCAUGCUGAUGGCGACAUCAACGAUGUUCUUAUCAAAACCUUAGCCGAGGCACACGCAAACACAAGCACCAAACUCGAAGCCGUGCACGAUAUGUUUCGGAAGUCUCAGGAUAUUUCGAGGAUACUUUACUACAAGAAUCUGGGCCAAGAGGAACUGUGGCUAGACUGCGCUGAAAAGCUAACACAAAUGAUACAAAACAUAAUCGAAUUUGCGAAACUGAUACCCGGAUUUAUGCGUUUAAGUCAGGAUGAUCAGAUUCUGCUACUGAAAACUGGAUCAUUCGAACUAGCCAUCGUGCGUAUGUCGCGAUUGCUUGAUCUCUCCCAGAAUGCGGUACUCUAUGGUGACGUGAUGCUGCCACAGGAAGCAUUCUACACAUCCGAUUCGGACGAGAUGCGUCUGGUAUCGCGAAUCUUUCAAACGGCUAAAUCGAUAGCUGAACUGAAACUGACUGAAACAGAGUUGGCGCUUUAUCAAAGUUUAGUGCUACUUUGGCCAGAGCGAAAUGGCGUACGCGGGAAUACAGAAAUCCAGAGGCUUUUCAAUUUAAGCAUGAAUGCAAUAAGACAGGAGCUUGAAGCGAACCAUGCGCCCUUAAAGGGCGAUGUUACUGUUUUGGAUACAUUGUUAAACAAUAUACCGAAUUUCCGCGAUAUAUCCAUAAUGCAUAUGGAAGCACUGAGCAAAUUUAAGCAACAACAUCCGAAUGUCGUCUUUCCGGCGCUAUACAAAGAACUGUUCUCAAUAGAUUCGCCACAGGAUCUCACAUAACAUCAAGAAAACUAUGUGGAGACUACCAACGCAAUCGAUGCGCCGGACACGUUGGAUGCGUUGACGUAGAAGAAAAAAAGUUGCGUAGAUGAAAAGGGCGACGGCAAGUAAUACAAGCAAUGCAUGCAAUUGGUGGCUGCUGCAAUAAAAAUAUACAUACAUACAUAUGUUGUGAAUGCGUGUGCGCACAAUUAGUAGUUGCGCUAAAAUAACAACAACCAAAACUGUGCGAGCAGUAACAACAAUAGGAGAAACGUUUCCCAUAAAACAGCAAUUUAUAUGCAGAAGAUCCUAAAGCAGCCAGUCAAAUAAGCAGCAGGCGUCCGAGUUUCUUCUUUUUUUUCGGAAGUUAAAGUAACAAAAACAAGAAGUUUAUUCUCAGUUCAUUCACUAUUUAAUAGAAAAGAAGCAGGAAAAACAACACUGUACUAAAAUACCAUAAAAAUAGUAGAUCGUAAAAAGAACAAAAUUAAACAUUUAUAAAAAUCAUUAAUUUCAAGCCACAUUACAGAGAAUAACAAAAGCAAACAGCAAAGAAAACAAAAAAACAAAAAUUAAGCAGCAAAUUAAGUUUAAGAAUAUUUAUACAGAAUUUAAAAUAGAAGCAGAAAAUUAUAUACUAGUUAUAUAGACAAACCAAACCAGAAACAGGCCGAAUGCACACACACACAAACACAUGUACACCAAAAACACUUCAGCAAAGCACUAGACAACCACAAUAAGCGUCGAUAAACAUACAUACAUACAUACACAGUAUAUGCACACGAAAAAUCCAAUAUAAAACAGCAUAAAACCGCAAUAACUGCAUUACGUUAUAUCAUAAUGUUAAACACAGCAAAAAA